CCACAACUGUGGAGUGUAAGACUGUAAGAGUGUUGUAUUUCAUUUCAAUCUCAAUAUAGUUUUAUAAUUUAAUAUAAUAUUAUAUUUUGCUACGUAAUACGUAUUUCGGUAUUAAAAUAUAGCCAGGGUCUUUGAUUUUAUAUAACUGUAUUGGAUCUGUACACGCUUAUAAUGUUUUCAUAAUGUGACAAUUUCAAUGGCCUGUGUGACUUUCUUCGUGGUGAAACAUGACAACGAUGCUGGAACAACUAUCUGAUGAAGAUUCAAUCAAUGGAGACUCUGCAGAUUCGCCAACUACGUCGCGUCGUUCUGGCAAGCCUAAGAUGUUUAACAUGAAUUUUAGAAGACAAACAUCAGACGAAUAUGGCAAAAAGUCGGACGGAAACGAAAGGAGUGACGGCGAUACAGUAAAGAGACGUUUAUUGUCUGCCUGGAACAAUGUAAAAUUUGGUAAGAAUGUCAAUGAUCGAAUAUAGACUACGCUUUUUUUCCUAGAGAUAUUUCUAGAAUUUGCAUGUUUAUUUAUUAAUUCUCUUUCAAAUUAUUUAAAUUCGUUUAGUUUAAUAUUAUAAUGUGAAAGUUGUGAUGUUUGCUUGAAUAUUUUGUUGCCUCGUAUUUAUGUUUAUCGUGUGCCUGCAUGAAUUAUUCGUGGCAGGCAAGGCAAAAGAAUCUCAAAAUGGAAGAUUGAUUGCAAAUCUCGCUUCCAUAUACCUGUAUACUUGAUUUAUAAAGUUAAGAAUUUGAACCCUGAAUUUGAAAUUCGUACCAAAAAACUUUAUUCAUGUCCCAAAAUACUUGCUUUAAAAUUGACUCAUCGUUCUUGGCUGUUUGUCAUGUGUGACGUUCCAAAUUCUUUGCUUCCAUACCCAACAUAAAAUAGGCAAUAUUGCAAUAACUGCGAACAUAUUCAAAUUAGUUUACUAACCACAUUUUCUGUUUUUUGACGUCUAACAUUUUAACAGUGUAACUUUUUGGGGUGACACCCACAACCCACGUCAUUCUUCGACUUUCAACCCAACUCCAGAGGCUGAUCUAGGAUUUUUCGUACCUCAGUCAAAAAUUUUUGGCGGACGGGGCGUUGACGAAAAAAUACGAAAAACGUAUUUAAAUUAAAUUUAAAUUGAUAAAUUCAAACGAACAUUUGAUUCUUAUCCAUUGUAAGAAAAACUACAAUUUAUGCACAAAGAUAUAUUGAUCCUAUUUCAAUACAAAAUUUUAUGGAUGUUACUAUGAUAUAAUAUAUUAAAACUCAGCAGCAAUUUAACAUGUUUGCUUGUGGAUUAAUAUGAUUGUAAAACUUGUAAAAUCAUAUGGCAGCAAAUGCAUUAAGGAAAUAUACUGUUCUGUUACCAGAAACACAGAACUAAUAAUUGCCAGUAGCCUCAGAUCCAAAAAAACAACCAGAUAUUCAUUAACUAAGUCAAACACUAUUACAUUAACAAGAUAUAAAGAUGUUAUUACAAAUAUUAAUUAAUAAACUAGUAACAUCAGAAUGGCUACCAGUCAAUGAGCUUUUCAAGCUAGCUUAUUAAAUAUUUCACAUCAUCAAGGUGUUAGCCAGGCGGCCGUCCGACCGUCCUACGGACGGCCACUUCUGAAUUCGGACGGCUAAAUUUUAAUAGCUGAAUUGAAGUAUUGACAAACACGCCAUGUAUUUGUAACCAUGUUGAUGAAUCUCGCAUGAAGUAUCAAGGAGAAUAAUUUGAAACUGCUGUUUUAAAAAACAGCAAUCGCUUUAUCGCUCAAGCACCACAUGCUUUAGAGUUAUAGUUACGGUAAAGAUGGCUAUAAAAUGAGUCAAACACAUAAAAAAAGGGGGAAAUGUCGGCGAUUGAUAAAACAUAACUAAACACUACACGGCUGUACUGUGUUCUUCAUUAUAGCAUAUACUGUACAUCAUAUUUUGCAUCUAAAAUGUGACCACGCCCACAAAAUUAUUUUGGACGGCCACUUUUGAAGUCCUGGCUAACACCCUGCACAUCAUCAUGUUACAUUAGACCAAUGCGGUCGUCUAACAAGCCAUUUCAAUAGGCUAUGGACAAACAAUAUUCUAUAAGGCUGACAUGUUGUGUGAUUGAUGCAUAAAUAUAAAGAAAUCUUAAAUAAAACUUCACUAUAAACAUGAGAAUCAACAAAUGCUUACAAUGUGGACAUUGAAUAUAACAUAUUUUAGCUUCUUGAUGCAAGAAUUAUGCUUACCUAAUACAGCAUAGCGAAUAUUAAAAUAUCAUAUGUCAAACAAUCAUUUGGUACUCCGGUUUAAUAUAAACUAAAGAUACAUCACUAUAAAACCAUAAAUUUCUCUACCUUAUUGCAGUGGAAGCUUUGUCUUUCUUAUCUCGAACAUACUUCGGAAUGUAGCUCUCUGCGCCAAAAUUUCUAGCGAGGCUUGCGUUGUUGUGUUGUUGAUGGCUCACUUCGCCGCUCAGUAGCUCGUCAACAGAAUUCGUCCGUGAAGCAUCGAUAUUCUUCUCAAGCUUCAUAUACAAACAUUGUCGCGAUUCCAAAUCGUUUGCCGCAAUCACAAACUGAACAUUGUCGAAAAUGUUUCCAGAUAUCGCUGGUCAAGAUCGCUCGUAAAAAUAGUAAAAUUUCUCACAUGCCAGACGUUCGAAAUAGUAAACACUCAGAGGUAAACACCGAAUGUCAUGUUGACGAAUACCCUACGCUGCAGAUCCGUUGAAAAUAUAAGCCAAUGACAGUGCAGAAUUUUUUUAAAGGCUCAUACACAGCCCCUGAAUCUGCAAAUCCAUCAGGCCUCCCCACAGAUCCGUCGCAAAUGGCCGUAACCAUGGAAAUGAGCGUGUCAGCCAAUCAGAUAGCCGUAUUCGACCCCCGAAUCUGUCAACAUUCAUACAUAAGGCCGCUGUUUGUGACUGACUAACAUUACUUUGCUGAAGCUCUGCCGCAGCAUGAAACGUAUAACUGAACUACGAUUCAAAAUUUUAAUAACUCGAUCAACUGGCCGUUAUAGACAGCUGGAGUCGAAUUUUUUAAUUAAGGGGCCACGUCCAUAUUCAUGUUGCCACGCAUAACGUCGAAUCGACGUUAUGGGUGGGUGGGUGGGUUUUACGUCAACUCCUCUACGUUAUCUCACUUAUCUCGUGGCAAUUUGACUAUUUACAUCUGAACAGACUGAAGUUUAAGUUUGCCGUGCAACUUUUGCCAGUAUUGUAUUUUGAACUAAUAGAGUUCAAAACAAAGGUCGAAGUAUUGAAGCAACAUUUUUUUGUGUCAAAUACCUGUCAAUUUGUGUUCGUGAAUCGCGACAUUUUUCUGCGAUAAAACUUCGCAUUUUUUAUAAGGCAAGUACAAUAGUCAAUAACUUUGAAUUGAAGCCUCAGCAUUUUAAUGCAUUUCUGAGAUAAAUUGAUUGAUUAUAUACCAUAUUUUAUAAGAAUAAGCAGUCAAAAUACGCCAGGGUAUAAACGAUCGACGUUAUCUGAGGUGGGUGGGUACUGGUGAUAACGUCGAUUCGACGUUAUGCGUGGCAACAUGAAUAUGGACGUGGCCCCUAAGUGAGCAAUUUUUACUUCAGUCGCUGAUUUGACAAUCCCUAGAUCCGCCCCUGCCCAACUUGUUCCAUCAAAGUGGUAUAUGCAUGUGAUGUGCAAUUCACAACAAAAAUUUCAUACUAAUACAAUUUGGAAAAAAGGUGAAGAAAAAUCAGGUGGAAUCUAGAAAAUUGAAAAUCCAAAUAAUCUUGGGAUACCUUAGGGUCAAUCCCUUGAUGUAUGUUAUCUAACGUUAUCUAGUUUUAUGUUAUAUACCUUAAAAUAUAGCAUGGCAUUAAGUUUGACAACUUGUUAGUGUUACACAGUGCGUUAGUGUGUUCAAGUGUCGAUUUACUUGAUUAUUUGCAGAAAAUUUUGCAAUGUUUUCUUGAGGUCCCAGAAAGUGCAAUAUUCUUCCACCCCUGAUUACUAAAGCCAAUAUACCAUUUCUGAUUUUCUGCAGGUUUAACGUCACCAAGUACGACAACAUUUGCUGAAGAAUAUCCAGCCUGGAUACUUGGCAAGUGCUACACAUUUAGUCCGGAUAUUGAAGGUAACA
Paramuricea clavata is the source of this 4053-nucleotide messenger RNA. The record is from the annotation of a GenBank genome assembly. Lineage: Eukaryota; Metazoa; Cnidaria; Anthozoa; Malacalcyonacea; Plexauridae.